This is a messenger RNA of Trematomus bernacchii (emerald rockcod), 2977 nucleotides long. RefSeq lists its product as uncharacterized. Bases 207 to 1187 code for a protein of 326 amino acids. The record is from RefSeq and is a predicted model, not a curated record. Lineage: Eukaryota; Metazoa; Chordata; Actinopteri; Perciformes; Nototheniidae. The transcript has 8 exons.
GGAUUAAUGCUUAAACUUGCCCUCUGUGGGUGCGCUGCAGGUACAGUGCAAGUCUUCUUCCAGACACACAGUGAAGUAAUGCAGGAAACAUGCUCACUGUGUCCUCUCUGACCGUCUGCGACACACCCGUCCGGCCCUAUGGAUCAUGGGAAGCUUGAGGAAGCUUUAGAUUGUGUUUGGAGAGAGCGGGUCAAAGUCAGAGGAGCAUGAGGAGGUUUUUCCGAGCUCACAGGGACGAGGACUUCAGUCAGAUCCAGUAUCUGACAGCCAAGUGCAGCCGCCUGGCGCACGACAGAGCCGUGCUGGAGAGGGAGUUCCUGCUGUCCAGAGAGCGGGAGAGGAAGCUGCAGAAUGAUCUGGAAGCUGCGAGCGCUCAAAUCUUCCACCAGGAGCAGCUGAACCUGGAGCUGAGGAUGAGAGAGGACCAGCUGAUCAGCAGGAUGCACCGGCAACAGGACCUGGUGUCUGCCCUGCAGCAGAGGGUGGGACUGCUGGCGCGGGAGAGCUCUCGGGACGAGGAGCUGCUGAGGCAGGUCGGCUCGGAGCUGAUGUGCCUGCAGAGCUCCGAGGGUAAGCUGGAGGGCCUGGUGGAGGAGCUGCACGCUGAGGCCCAACACAGAGUUGCGGAGGCAGUGAGCUUCCAGGCGGAGCUCCACGCAGAGGCCCAGCGCAGAGCCGAGCGGACGGAGAGCCCCCAGGCAGAGCUGCGCAGUAAGACGGAGAAGCUGAAGGAGCUUCAAGACACAAACCAAACGUUGACAGAGAAGCUGAAGGAUCUAGAGUCGGCUCAUCAGACGGAGGUGAGGGGGCUGACGGAGGAGAACCAGCGCAGCCUGAGGAAGCUGCAGGGCACCGCGGAGCAGUUUGAGUGGCUCUGUCAGCAGCAGCGCUACUGGAUGUGCUGUGUCAAGAGAUUCAAAGACUGCCUGAUGGAAGAGAGAGAUGCUCUGCUGCGACAGGUCAUCCUGUUGAAGAAGAAGACACAGAAACUAAAGCAGAGGUUACGUGAUGACAGUCAGAGCGUCCUCUGUCCCCUGCAGGACUCUAAAUGCUGCGACUGCAUAACGUUAUGGGAUGCCGAUGCAGUGGCUGACCUGGAGUCUCAGGUGGAGAAGUCCAACAUGCUGUAUGCAGAGCUCUUUAACCAGGCAGGGAGUCCUAUCAACGAACACCAAAAACCUCCUUGAGGACAGAAGCCGGGACUCGUCUCUUUUCUCUUCCCACCUUCAGCAGACCAGAGGAGAACCACUGGAUGUUUGUGUGUGUGGUAACCUUUGUGGAAAACUUCCCAGUUAUUGUCAUAAAAACCCGAAAAACCUUGGAAAAACAAACCAUAUUCAACGAUUUUCUUCCUCCAUUGUUCACCUGUCUUAAAAGGAAUCUGCUUCAUGACAUACGACUGAAUAAAACCCUCCUCUCCUCCUUUGUUGUGACACAUGUGGCUAACGUUCCUAAAGUCACAUUUCCCUGUAAUUGUCCAUUAUUCAGACCUAGUAAUUAACACUACUAACAAGAGUGAAAAGCACCUGAGAAUGUUCUUUAUUUUUUGUUGUUUUGCCAACGAAUCCUCGCAGGGGAAGCAGCAGCUGGUGUGCAGAGGAAACAACAAACGUGUUGUUUAGACCAAAAUGAAGCUCUAAUUAUUCCCCCACUGAGAAUCUGGUACAUCUCAACCCUGAUGAUCAGAUCUCCUCACUUAUCGCCUGUCAGCCAGAAUCCAAAGCUUAUGUGAGCUGAUAUUGGCUCGGACUAACACUGACGCCUCAGAGGAUUCAUCACAUGUGAACCAUAUGAUACCCAAAUGCUGUAAAAGCCAGAAUACAAGAAGCUAUUGUUGGGAAAUACAUUUGAAGCAUCGGUUAUGUCAUCAUUAACUAUGUAUUAACUGCAUCCAACUGAGAGUUAAUAGAGUUUGCCUUGAGGAAGUGCCGUGUUUGACUCAAUACUGAAUGCAUUAAGCAGCCAUAGACCAUUAUCAGGUAAUAAAUGCCUUCUUACCUGGUGUGCUAUUACUCAAUCAAGAUUAUCUUGGUGUGAGUGUUGGAAAUAUUGUCAGCAAAGAUGUCUGCCUUUUCUUGAUUAUAAUGCAACUGGAUGGCAAUUGGCUUGUGGUGCAAGAAGCUCCUAAAACACAUUUGGAGAACUCAACAGCAAGAAAUUAUGACCCAUGAAAAACAUCUUGAACCAGUUACUCAAGAUAAUCCUCAGUACUUGUUGUGAGCAGUUUCAUGCAUUUUUUUUUUAAACUGUAAGAUUACAUCUUCUCGUGGAAGAGAGGCUGGUGCUUUAGACAACUGGAAAUGUUAAACUCUAUGAUGUGCUCUCUGUCUAAGGUGUAGCAUUAGCACGUUUAGCUAUAUUCUUGCACAAUUGUUGGUGGUUGUUGUUAGGUAGAGAGAAAAUAGUUCCUAUAUGAGACUGCUCACAACAAGGUCAGUGAAAUAUCUUAAGAAGCAGGGUCAUUAUUUCUGGAAGGGCCAUUGCUGUUGAGUUUUUCAAAUGUAUUUUUGGGUGGAUUUAGCACCAUAAGCCAGAGCCAUCCAGUUACAUUAUGAUUAAGAGUAGGGUUCUUGAAUAAAAUAAUAAUAAUGCAUUUGAUUUAAGAUGCCUUUCAUGACACCCAAGGACACCGUACAGUUAGUUACAUAUUCUAAGAGUUAAAAGCAACAGAACUUAAUAAAAACACAAACAUACCAUCAUGGAGAAGACACUUAAAAUGGACACAAAUGAUAGGGACAGGUUAUAUAUAUAUAUAUAUUAUAAAAUGCAUCUUGUCUGUUAUGUUUUAUGAGGAGGGUGUGUAUUGUAUUGUGUGUUUUCAAUGUCCAAUUUGGUCUUGACUGUUAUCCUGGAAUUGUUUGUUAUUCUGUUAAGAGCAUACUGAGGCAAAUGUCUAACUAAGUUGUAUGGCAAUUAAUGAUUAAAUCUAUGUUGAUAAAUAGCACUAAGAGAACAGUAUAUUAAGAAGUAUCUUCAU